AGAGAACUUUAAAUUACAGCUGACUAGCAAAGAGCAUUAUCUUUUUGGUGACUGGCUGCUUUUAAACUUCCUCCUUCUGUCUUCACAAGAGGCAAAGUCAUGUUUCUAUUAAUUACAAUGACAAGAAAAACUCCCCCUAUCUCCUGGGGGAAAGAUCUGGUUUAUCAAGUCUAGCAUGGUGUUGACAGUGUGGAAGGGACAUAUCAAUCUUUCCACCGCGUGAUCAUUCACUUUUAGUGUGAGAUGAGCCUAGAACUUCCCUGGAGCUGCAGACCCCCAGAUAGGCCUCUUCAACCCUCAACUCAGGAAGAAACCUCAAAGCACAAAAGUUCCAGGCAGAACACAAUGGCGCCGGCACCGACACUUUAUACGUGGCCCAACCGAUCCUGGUCUCUCACUCUGAAGGAAGCCAGCUGCCAUGUUGUGAGCUACCCUGUGGAGAAGCCCAUGUGGCAAGGAAGUGAUGUCUCCAGCCAGGAGUCAGCAAGGACCCGAGGCCUGCCAACAGACAUACGAUCCAUGGUAUAUUCAGUAUUCUUCGCCAACAUCACCAUUCAAAGGAGUCAAUUCGUCUUCGGUCUUCCUUAUUCAUUGUCCAGCUUUCACAUUCAUAUGAGGCGAUUGAAAAUACAUGGCUUGGGUCAGGAGCACCUUAGCCUUCAAGACAGUACUCCAUUCGGCUCUAUUGAAUCGUCAGGAAAACGACCAUUUCAAGUGGAAAAGGAUGACUUUGAAACCCAGCAUCUUUUGUUCCAGACAGCAUGGGUUUAUUACACAAGCGUCGAGUGCCAGAUAUUGCAUGUCAUCCGCCGCAGAUACAGAAAUGAACAAAAGACGUUCCUCCAAUGAGCCUGCGGAGGUAUCAACACUCAUUAACGCUGCAGUGCAGUAAAUGCUGGGAUGGUAACAUGGAUGAAAAGUGCAGAAGUUGGGACAGGUGGGGGUUCUAGGACACUCCAGGGAAGGCGGAUAUUUUGUACUGCAGCUGACAACAUUGUUGUCUCCUUAUUCCAGAGCUCAGCAAAUACUUGUCGAUUGAUUCUCUGUGUGGUUCCACUCACAGAAGCCAAAUGUUUGUUAGGGUGUGGCAGGAAAGCCUGGGGGCUGGGGAUGCCCGUAAACAUGUGAACCAGUUUCCUGUGAACAAGAAGGAGGUGCUGGUAAAGAAGAAUUAAGUCUGUACUUGGCUUUUAACUAAGGUCAUUUGAAAAUGGUCCUCAACACCCAUCUCAUUUGCUUUUUUAUGCCUGCCAAUUUAGUGUUGUAUCCAAAGUGAUUAAUUAGUUUGUAGUGAAGGUUUAUUAGGUAAUCUUUCUGUCAAUCAAAAAUCACUAAGUUUUCAGGGCAGGAUAGAGAGCACCCAGCAAUUUUAUAAGGAUGGGGAAUUUAUGUCAUUAUUGUAUUCAAAAAUAGGCACAAUCUUAAAAUUUGAGAGUAUAUAGAGGAGUUAAUGUGGAUAUUAUUAAAGUUGACAGGAGUUAUUUGGCCCUCCUGAAUAUUUAUGGUUUAUUUUCUAUUAGGACAAAUUCAUUUCCAAAGUAUGAAUCAAUCCUUCCUAUUUUUCCUGCAGUAGCGAUUUACACAUAGAGCAUUUCCACUUUUCUUCUCAUUCAAACCCAUAAAAAUGUGGAGAAUAUGUCCUAAUAGAGUAAAAUACUUGCUCAAACUAUGUCAGGCCUGAAACCAAGGCAAACGGAGAGAGUAACAACAUUUCCAGGAAUCAGAGAUAUUUUCCCCGCUAAGAGUAGAGUCUCAUUAUGCUACCCUCAAAGCAGACCCAAAACCAGGAGCUGCAUUUCCUAAAUGACAGAUCAUUACCUGAUAUUUCUUCACAUGUAUGUAUAAUUAACUUCAACUCACUGCUUUUAACUAAAAGUUUUACCACAAUGAUACUGGUGGCUCUGCCGUCAUUGAAAGUUUAUCUCAUUUAAAAAAUUUUAGGAGAAUUUGUGGACAGUAAAAAAAAAAAAAAAAAUCACUGUAUCAUUUCCAUGUUUACACAGGAAUGCUGUAGGUUGUGAACACGAGAUGGAAACUACUCUUUGGGAUGUUUUAAUCUGCAUUGAGAGCUGUUUUCCUCUGUCUGCUACACUAACAAUUACAAUAUUAAUAGAUUCUUUCCCCUAAACAUAAAUAUCAAUGCAGAAAAAAAUGUCUAGCACAGGGUGAGAACUCAAUAAAUAUUAAAUAUUAUUAUUAUUGUUUAAAUAUUUCUUUCCUGACAAAAAGUGUGUUUAACCUAAAAGAAUGUUUUAAAUUAAAUUAUAAAAUGCAAUGACGCUUUGAUGAUAACUUUGAGAAUAUGAAAUUUUUUUAAUGCUAAAAUGUUAAUAUGGCUUUUCGGGGUCAUUUUCGCCUUGGAAUUAAAAGGUUGUUUUGUCUUUUUGAGUUGGUGUAUAUUUUUUGUGGAUCUUAUAGAAGAGAUUACCUGAAAUAUUGCACAAAACAUUUCCUCAGGAAAAAGGGCUCUCAGCCAUU
Loxodonta africana (African savanna elephant) is the source of this 2478-nucleotide messenger RNA. RefSeq lists its product as uncharacterized. The coding region runs from base 244 to 849 and encodes 201 amino acids. The record is from RefSeq and is a predicted model, not a curated record. NCBI's taxonomy places the organism in Eukaryota, Metazoa, Chordata, Mammalia, Proboscidea, Elephantidae. The transcript has 5 exons.